Molecule: messenger RNA, 555 nt
Organism: Emericellopsis atlantica
Lineage: Eukaryota; Fungi; Ascomycota; Sordariomycetes; Hypocreales; Bionectriaceae
Product: protein ORM1
Exons: 2
Coding region: 1-555 (184 amino acids)
Biological process (GO): ceramide metabolic process; negative regulation of ceramide biosynthetic process; intracellular sphingolipid homeostasis
Cellular component (GO): endoplasmic reticulum membrane
Source: RefSeq, a predicted model, not a curated record
AUGGCAGAUCGCAACAAGGACUCGGGGGGCCGGAGACGGCGCUCCAGCAGCAUUCUCCAAGUCUAUCACGAGCCUCCCGAGACACUCGAGCAGAUCAGUGAUCAGGCGGCCCUACCAAACUUGAACGCUAACUGGACAAACGCCAAAGGUGCUUGGACAAUUCACAUUGUGCUCAUUGCAUGCUUGAAGAUCUUCUACGAUGUCAUCCCAGGAGUUUCGCAAGAAACAUCAUGGACAAUGACCAACAUCACAUACAUGAUCGGCUCCUACAUCAUGUUCCACUAUGUCCGCGGCGUGCCCUUUGACUUUAACAGCGGGGCCUUCGACAACCUCAACAUGUGGGAGCAAAUCGACAACGGCGCUCAGUACACACCUACAAAGAAGUUCCUGCUCAGCGUGCCGGUGGUUCUCUUUCUCCUCAGCACGCACUACACGCAUUACGAUCUUGCGUACUUUGUGAUCAAUUUCCUAGCUGUGCUCGGCGUGGUCAUCCCCAAGCUUCCGUUUUCCCAUCGCAUGCGGUUCGGUUUGUUCUCGGGUCUCCCUGAAGAAUAA